Messenger RNA from Chiloscyllium plagiosum (whitespotted bambooshark), 6944 nucleotides. Lineage: Eukaryota; Metazoa; Chordata; Chondrichthyes; Orectolobiformes; Hemiscylliidae. The record is from RefSeq and is a predicted model, not a curated record.
AUGGGACUGAGCCCGACUGUCAGGAGGUCAAGAAAGUUUUCCAGCGGCGACAGAUCGGCCCGUCCAGGUGGCUGCCAGGGAGUCCCAGGCCAGGUGAGCACCGAACCACCUACCAUCAUCUGUUUGACAUACCAUCAGCCGUCUCCCCCCCCCAGGACUGAGCCCGACUGUCAGGAGGUCAAGAAAGUUUUCCAGCGGCGACAGAUCGGCCCGUCCAGGUGGCUGCCAGGGAGUCCCAGGCCAGGUUCUGAUCUUCAAGUGUGCACAUCAAAGGAUCUAACAUGCUGUACAAGAAAAAUGGAGGAGCGAUACCAAGCAGCAGCUCGUCUAGACAUUCAAAAUUUGCUUCAAACAUCCAGCUCGACACUGAAAUUUUUAAUAUCACGCAAUGCAGCCACUUUUCAAGAGUCUUUUCAGAAUAUCAUUUGGCAUGCAGAGAAUAACACCAAGAUGCUGUUCAGAACGACCUACCGGAAUAUGGCCUUCCAAGCAGUUGCACCAAUUCAAGAACUAUUCACUGAUGUUGCACUCUUUGUUUUUGGCUCAGAGAUGAAUGUCGACGAAUUUGUUAAUAGAUUUUUUGAUAGUCUCUUUCCAUUGGUCUAUAAUCAUCUAAUCAAUCCUGCCCUCACUGACAUCUCCCCAGACUUUGCAGAAUGUGUACGGAUGGCAAGGAAGGACCUUAAUCCAUUUGGUAAUCUUCCAAAAUUAAUAACGAGUCAAAUGUCAAAAUCUCUAAUGGCUAGUCAUAUGUUCCUGCAGGCCUUAAAUUUAGGAAUUGAAGUUAUCAACACAACUGAUCACUUACAGUACACUAAAGAAUGUAGCAAAGCUCUGCUGAAGAUGCUAUUCUGCUCCCAUUGUUAUGGAAUGACAAAUGGUAAGCCGUGCAUGGGCUAUUGCCUGAAUGUGAUGAGAGGAUGCCUUGCUGCAAUGGCAGAAAUUGACCCACACUGGCGGGAGUACAUCAGGUCACUGGAGGAUCUGUCAAAUGGAAUACAGGGAAGUUAUGAUAUAGAACACGUUUUGCUGAAUCUCCAUUCAUUAGUGAAUGAUGCGAUUAUGAAUGCUCAAAUCAACGGGCCAAAAUUGUCAGCAAUGGUAAAUAGAGCCUGUGGACAUCCUGUUCGAAAGCCCACUCAACCUUUGGAACACCAAACAGAUCCUUACAAUGUUAAACCUGGGCUGAAAAUCACUCAUAAAGAAGAUGAGGAGACAUUAUCCAACAGAAGAAAAGAGUUCAUCAAUAGUCUACGGUUAUACAGGACUUUGUACGGUGGAUUGGCUGAUCAAUUGUGUGUCAAUGACUUAGCAGCUGCUGAUGGACUAACAUGCUGGAAUGGAGAAGAUCUCGUGAAUAGCUAUACACACCAAGUUGUUGGCAAUGGCAUCAAAGCUCAGUCAAGCAACCCAGAGGUGAAAGUGAAAGGAACUAACCCUGUCAUAAAUCAGAUUGUCGAUAAACUGAAGCACAUCAAUCAGCUGCUGCAGGGAAAGGUGAUCCCCAAGUAUGAGCAAUGGCAUUCAGCAGAAGAAGGCAGUGGACAAGUAGAUCAUGAUGACAUCCAGAUCAGUGGGGACUGUGAUGAUGAGGAUGGCUGCAUUGGAUCAGGAAAUGGAGAAGUGAAAAAAUCUUUCAAAACGUCUGAAUCUUCAGCAGGGGUCCACGAUGAGAACAAUUGGCAAAAUGCCAUUAUCGAUGACGUUGAUGCAACCUCACAGACAGAAGACGAUGCUUAUUCAAAUAAACCUGGUGCAGGAGCCCAGCACUCAAGUGGAAAUGUUAUGGUUACUCUGAUCAAUUUGGUGGCUUUAAUUCUUUUUUGGUAAAUUCACAUCUUUCUAUUUUUGAAUUACACCUUUUAGUUAAAUAAUGGAAAACAGCAGCAAUGCAGAGAAUAAUGGCAAUGAUGUGCUUUAGCUUUUGCAAUACUGUUUGUUUCAAUUGUUUUACUUUAUUGAAAAUGUGCUGCAAAAUUGAGAUAUGUUAGUUCCAUUUAUUUUUGUAACAGCCUUCCACCACAGUCAGCUUCGUACACAUAUUUUUCCAUUCUUAUUGCUGCAGUGUGUAGUUAAUUUGGGUCAAUUUUCUGUUUUGAAAAGUAGAAACACCAAGUUGGAAUUUUAGCUUUUGAAGUUAGGGGAGUGAUGAAAACAUCAAAAAUGGGAGGUAACCCUAUUCUGCCCUUCGAGCCUGAUCUGCUAUUCAAUAUGAUCAUGUCUGAUCAUCCAACUCAGUAUCCUGUUUCAACUUUAUCCCCAUUCCACUUAAUCCCUUUAGCCAUAAAAGCUGCUGACUGCUUCUUGAAGCAAUCCGAUGUUUUGGCCUCAACUGCUCUUCCUGUGGCAGAGAAUUCUAUAGGCUCACCACAUUCUGGUGAAGAAAUUUCUGCUUGUCUCAGUCUUAAAUGGCCUACCCCAUAUCCUUCAGCUGUGAUCAAUUGGUAUGUCAAUAUUUCUGGCCUCCCUGAUCAUUGGGAAAAAUCCUUUCUGCAUUUACCUUGUGUUUUAUCUCAUCUAACGCUGGUAUCAGCCUGUGAUGCCAGGAUGAAAUUUCACCAAGUGUGAAUGGAGGCAAGUCAAAUGGGAAUUCCACCUGCAAUUUUGAAACAAGCCAUUAGAAGCUGUUUAAGAUGUUUGAGAACGCCACUGACUACAAUAUUACAAGCCCCAUCAAAAUAAUUUGAUUUCCGCAGGGGUGGUAUGGUUGGUGUAGUGUGGGGAGAGUCAGAUGAAUAUCAGAACCUUGUUAGAAUUUAAAGGGCAGCAAUAGGGCAGUGAUCCCUCAGCAGACAUUCAUCAAGACCUUUUGGAGUAGGCCAAUGUUACAGACUUGUUGUCAUAAUGUUAUAUACUUAUCCUUGGAGGACAUGGGAAUAUAUAUCAGCUUCCCUGUUGCUGCAGCCAGUUGAGGUGCUGGUGUUACCAACACAGGGGUUGAGGAGUCACUCUCCACAGCCUGAGAGGAAUCCCCAGAUAUAGAAGGCAGCCAUUCAUCCGUCACAAGGCACCGUUCUACCAUUGCUAAGCUGAGGUGGAUGAGGAGCUGAUGGAUACCAUGUCUUGUUGUCCUCUCGCCUUACCAAGAUGCCAUUAUUUUAUGGAUGAAGCAAUGGCAUGCAGCUGUCUGCACUUUUCCAGUAUCUGCUAAUUGGUCUGCUGGAUGUGACUCUCUACAAGCGUUAACAGUCUCUCGAUGAUGGAGGCCACUGCACAGACCAGUGAGAAAUUACAGCAGUCAUGCAUUAGAUGGUUUCCUUCACUGUCUCACCAAGGAUUUCCUCUGGAAUCUUUGUCAGAUAUCAUACAUCUCAACCUUGGUCUCUGCAUGGACUUGGCCUCACUUGGCAGUCCUCACUUUCUCUCAUCAUGGGUUUGGCCUCCCAUCUUCUCUGAUUGUCUGUCUGUAGUCAGCUAGUUGGACAUGUGUGUACUGCUUGGACCCAAAUCCUUUGUGGGGCACACUCACUCCCAGGUAUCAGGUAGCAUCUGAGCUGGUAAAGGGAUGGGAACACAGAUGUGACACUGAGGCUUCCUCAUUACUCUUCAUAAAUGAACAGAUGUUGCCAUAGAAUUUGCAGCUCCCUGAUCCUGUGAAUGACCAGACCCCUAGACCCUCUGGGCAAGAGUCCAUAGAGCUAAUUGCAGCUCAAGCAGAUUGUUAUUAUUUGGAAACUGCAGGCAUAAUUCAUGCUGCUUCCUCGAUGGCCUUUCCAAAUUCUCCUUUCUCAGAUGGUACGACUGUCUCACAUACCUCAUUAGAAUGGUUGCUCUUGUAUACUGUCAGUUCUAGUGCCUUCCCCUCCUUUUUAGGAGUCAGGGUGGUGACGAUUAGGGCUAUUCAACCAUCAUUCUGACAUUCUUGAUGUUUGCUCCUUAGAAACACAGGUGGAUAAUAUUACUGACCAAACCCAAUUUUACAUCACGUUGCCUGGAUGCUCCCAUGCUACUGACAUGCAUGUGGCAUUGGACCAAUCUGGACCUGCCUUGCAAGGACCUGCAGUGCCUGGCUUAUCCCCCAUGGCAAAGCUGCAAAUAUCCCUUUCCUACAAGAUACUGCAUUCUGUACCCAUGGUCAUUGCCCGCAAGUGGCAUUGCAGCUCAGUUUUCCAAUAGCUUGAUAGCUGCCUUCCUCUGUAUUCUCCCUUCAGGUUUUGCUCAGAAUGAUAGGAAGGUUUUAGCACAGUGAGAGGACAGUCAGCCCAUCGUGUACUUUAUUAAGUCCCCAAAUAAUAUUCCAUGUUUCAGCAAAAUCACCUCCCAUUCUUCUAUAGUCCAAUGGGUACAGGUCCAACCUAUUCAAUCUUUCUUCAUUAGACGGCUGCUGAAGAAGGGCUUAUGCCCGAAACGUCGAUUCUCCUGUUCCCUGGAUGCUGUCUGACCUGCUGCGCUUUUCCAGCAACACAUUUUCAGCGGCUGCUGGUAUCAGCCUAGUGAACCUUCUCUGGACUGCCUCCAAUGCCAGUUUAUCUUUUCAUACUACCAUACGUGCUCCAAUAUUUCUUCUACAGAAAUGUGGCAAAUUAUUUUAGUAAAGAUGCAACAGGAUGCAAAGUUGCUCAAAAAGAAAAAUCAAAUAACUGGAGCCUUCCAAAACUUAAUAAUCUAAUUCAACUAGUUAAACAGAUUUGAAAACAGCAAAAAGACUAAAAUGAAUUUGAGAUUCAGGUUAACUCUUCAACAGCUGGUAUUCCUUCAUGCAAUUCAGAACACAAUGUAUAUGCAUGUUUCAGAUCAUACGUAAUGAAAGUGAAGUAUUCCCACAAAGUACACUUCCUGAACAUUCCUGAAAUAGUAUAAGUCAGACUGGUGCAAAAAAAAAUUCUAUUUGUCAAUUAAGCUAUUCUCAAUUUAUCUUCUUUUUGUUUUUCUUUCUUCUUAUAUUUUAAAUUUACUCAUUACAGGGCUUCAGGAGAAAAAAUCCUAUAAUUAUCUGCACCAUGAAAAAAAUAGAUUAAGGUUUAUGGAGUUUUAAAGCAAAAUAUAAUCAAAUAAAACAUUUGAUGUAAUUCAUUGACAUUGUGCAUACAGGUGUACAAUUGAUCAGAUAGUUUCAAAGUGCAUCUUGACUCCAGUAUGUUUGAGACAGUGUGAGACAUAAAGCUGCACCCAGAGCAGCCUAUUUUGCAGCAAACAUAGAGUCAUAGAGAUGUACAGCAUGGAAACAGACCCAUCGGUCCAACCUGUCCAUGCCGACCAGAUAUUCCAACUCAAUCUAGUCCACCUGCCAGCACCCGGCCCAUAUCCACCCAAACCCUUCCGAUUCAUAAACCCAUCCAAAUGCCUCUUAAAUGUUGCAAUUAUAACCAUGAUCAGAAUUGGUUCCAAAGAGUCUCUUUGAGCUACACAAAUGCAACACUAUGUCAACGUCUCCUGAUAGAGCAUGGUGAUUUCCCUUUAAAAGUAUAGUGAGUGGAGGCAAGUUUAAGUAUGUGUAAAAUCGAUCCAGUCACUUAAUAUCUCUAAGUGUGAUUGACCAAGAAGCUAUCCAAACUUCUCCGUUCCGACCAGAAUAGCUUUCAUUACAGACAAUAAUGUUUGAAACAAUGGUUUUAAAAUGUUGGGAUUUUACAGUUAGAUUGGUAUAUUGGUUUUAAUAAAAUAAUGGUUAUUUCAUUACAACAAAUUAUUUGUUUGCAAUGGGUACAGAAAACUCUAAAACAAACUUAUGGUAUUUAAUUAAAUAAUGUCUUUAUAAAACAAGAGAAAAGCUUUGUGACCAAGUAAUGUAGUGUUUGAUAGAUGGGUCCAUAUUGCUGUUUACCCACUGAUUCCUUUUCUUUGCAAGCAUGCAUGGGCUGUUGGUUUGCAUGUACUUAUUUUAUUUUGAAUUACCAUUAUACAGAAAAUGUUAAAAUUUUAAAUAAUUUUGAAAGAUAACAGUUCUAAACUAUUUCUGUUUGCUAAAAUCAUCAGCUACUAUAUAAAUAUGAAAAUAUUGACUUUGAAGAGUGAAGGAUCCAUUUUUUGAAAACUGAGCUUGCAUUUGAACUCAAAUAUUCCAUUCUACAAUGAUCUAAUGUUAAAUAUGAAAUGGCACAGUUCUCAUUCAAGUGAAACGUUCUUAUGUGAGAAUAAUCAACCUGAUAGCUGUGGUAAGCAAAGAUUAUUUUUGAGUGUCUUACAAGUAUAAACAGGUCUUUCAGCCCACCAUGUCUAUGCUGAUCAACAAACACUAUACUACACUAUUCUCAUUUACCUGCAUUUGGUUCAUCGAUUCCUAUGCCCUGGCAUUUAAAUUAGUCAUCAGCUGUUGCGAGUGUACUUACCUCGACCACCCUCUCAGGCAACCCUUUCAGUUUAUCUACCGUCCUUUGGAUGAAACAAUUUUUCCACAGAUCUCCUCUAAACCAGUUACUCCUCACCUUAACCUUAUUCUCUCUGGUCUUAGACAAUGAGGAAGAGCGUCUCACAAUCUACUGUGUCUCUGCCUCUCAUAAUUUUAAAUACCUCAAUCAGACUCCCUCUCAGCCUCCUCUGCUCCAAGGAAACAAAUCCAGUCUAUCCAGUCUCUCCUCAUAACUGAGACUUUUCAUCACCAGCGACAUCUUGAUGAAGCUCCUUUGCACCUUUUCCAGUGCAGUCAUGUCUUUCCAAUAGUGCAGUGACCAGAACUGCAAACAGAAUUCCAUCUGUGGCCUAACUAAUGUUUUAUUAAGUUGUAAUAAGACUUUCUUAAAUCUAUAUUCUCUGUUCUGUUUGAUGAAGGCAAGCAUCCCAUAUGCACCCUUCACCACCCUGUCUCCCUGUGCCGACACGUUCAGGGAUCUGUGUAUUUGUACACCAAGGUCCCUUGAUUUCUCAUAAGUCCCUAAGGACAUACCAUGCAUUGCAUACAUCGUUCUCUUAGGUCACCUAAAAUGCGCUACCUUGCACUUAUCAGGAUUAAGUUCCAUUUGCUGUUGUCCUGCCCAAUUUACCAGCUGAUCAAUGUCAGACUGUAG